Molecule: messenger RNA, 1973 nt
Organism: Laccaria bicolor S238N-H82
Lineage: Eukaryota; Fungi; Basidiomycota; Agaricomycetes; Agaricales; Hydnangiaceae
Exons: 5
Coding region: 1-1446 (481 amino acids)
Biological process (GO): peptidyl-serine phosphorylation; intracellular signal transduction
Molecular function (GO): ATP binding; protein serine/threonine kinase activity
Source: RefSeq, a predicted model, not a curated record
AUGACCCAACGCGGAAACCGCUCAGGUAUACGAAACAGAAACCCAACGAAACUGGGCUCCUCGGGCGAUUCGAAACCUCCGGAUCUUCGAGACCUUGCGGAAUCCCUUCACAGGAAAAUCAUGGCCGACUGCUCUGAAGGUGAAGAUCCAGAUUCGAUGUUCAGGAAACGUCAUGCAACGCCUCCUACCCCUCACUUCGAAGCAGACAUUUCGCCUCAAUUACAAUCAUCCGCGGGAUACUCUGCCCAGGCGACAUCUUUCCAAUCGCAUACCCGCGGCCGAACAGACGAAAGGGAUUUAUUUGCCAACGUGAAGACGCGUUCUAAGAGUCCCGUUUACCAAGUGCCAUCCGUGAAGGAAUGGACACCAAUACAGCUGUCCUCAGCGCCCUCUCGAUUUCGCCCGCUGAAAGAUCUUGUUCCUGGUGCCCUCUCAGAGACCUACACUGCCCGCCAUUGCGUUCUACGACAGAAUUUCGUUGUCAAGGUUGUUGACCUUAGGAGCUUCGUCGAUCACAACAGUGGCAUAUGGCCGGUUCAUGCAGAGAUUCAAGCUCUGCGAAGGAUUCAACGCUUCGGCAAGUCGGGCCUCCAGCAACUUUCCAUGUUUCCCUUUUAUCCCGACAUUUGGUGCUCUAAUGACGCUUACCUUUAUUUUCUCCUCGAACGGUAUCCCUAUCGGCUUCGCCAGUUCGAGAAUAGCAUGCCAGUGGACGAGAUGCUUCUUGGGUCUAUCAUAUUCAGCAUUGGAACCGGUCUGCAAGAGCUGCACAACAUGGGCAUAAUCCACACAAAUGUCAGUCUGGAUAGUGUUUUUGUCGACGCCAAUGGACACUGCGUUAUUGGGGAAUUUGGGGAGAGCAUCGUCCUUCCUACCUCAAAACACUUGCGAGGCGCGAAAUUAACGAUUGAGGGAGAAACUCAGUUCUCCACUAAUCUCUACACGGCUCCUGAACUCUUGGGAGGUUCUACAGGUUACCUCUUCGACGAAAGCGUGGAUUAUUGGUCCUUGGGCCUGACGAUCGUCACUCUGGUCAUCGGCGAAAAAAACCUUACUGGCUUGAAGGAAACAUUCCUUAACGAGGUCCUCCAGAUGGAUGAAAUUGUGCGAGAAAUGCGAAUCAGCCUUUGUCCUCAAAGUAUAGUCGAAGUCGUAUCUUUGCUCUGCCAAGUUGAUCCGGGUCUACGUUUGGGGGACAGGAAUAUUCUAAGCCUUUGCCGGAUGUAUGGAUGGUGUCAACAGGAUAGCGAAGCUCUGCUCUGGGUCAAACCUCAACUUCCUCACCCUCGAAAGCGCACCUCUCAUCGCAACCAGGAUGUGUCUGAACGAUUGAAUAAUCCCGCGGAAGCUCUCGAACUUUUUGAACACUUUAAGAAUGCCGUCGACUUGUGGAUGCCCAAAGAUGAGAAUGGCCAGUUCCUCUCGGCCUUUGAGUACCUUCCUUGAUUGGCGCCCUUUCACUCCUGGAUUUCCGAUGUAUAUAUUUGCCGUGCACUACCCCGUAGCAGCCCGUAGCUGGUAUCAGAUAAUGUUAUUGCACCCUUGCGUCCGCCAGUAGCCUUUCAUCCACCGUGUCCUCUGCCUCCUCCCAUAAAUUCAUGUCCUCAGCCAGUUCCAAACGCACGUUGCCUUCAGUUACGUGGGGAAAAAUAUAACCAUCCUCCUUCAAAAGCUUUAUAGCUUCCAUAACCCACACUUGGCAGUCCCAAGAUAAAUCAUACUUCACAAUAUGAACCUCUCUGAGUUUUUCCUUGACUGCCUGAAGCGAUCCCUCUGGCAGAUUUCCGACGUGGCAUCCACCACGAUAAGAGGAAAUCUUGUCCAGUGGGGUCCGAAAGUUGAAUUCUGGUACGUAGGUAUAUGAAUCUGUAUUCCCUCGAACUUCAAAGAUGUGAAUUGUGGAUGGGGAGGCAAGGGCAACGAGUCUCCAGUGCUCCGUCCUUCUCGGGUGUCCCUUGAGCUCAAAUUGGGCG